Molecule: messenger RNA, 714 nt
Organism: Fibroporia radiculosa
Lineage: Eukaryota; Fungi; Basidiomycota; Agaricomycetes; Polyporales; Fibroporiaceae
Exons: 7
Coding region: 1-714 (237 amino acids)
Biological process (GO): proteolysis
Molecular function (GO): serine-type carboxypeptidase activity
Source: RefSeq, a predicted model, not a curated record
AUGUUGUUAUCUCUGCGAGGGGCAUUGCUUACGGCAGUCGCGCUGUUCUCAGUCAACAGCGUCGCACUGGGGCCUCCUGCACCAAAGGGCCUCAAAUUCCGCGGGCGUGCAGAGCAGUUUGAGGCGCAGCUUGAAGCCGCGAAACAGCUCCGACCGGUCCAGCGUCGCUCCGAGGGCGGCGGUCCUGGCACAGUGCAGAACAUCACUUUCACGAACCCUCUCGCGUCCGAAUUUUAUGUGGACGGAUCCACUAUUCCGUUGGUGAACUGGGAUGCUGGACCCAGCUGGGCGGGGCUGCUCCCGAUCAGUAGCGAUCCAGACGAGACACGAAAGCUCUUCUUCUGGUUCUUCCCUCCUGGGCCCGAGGGAAGCCUGGACGACCUCAUCUUAUGGCUGAAUGGGGGACCUGGCUGUUCGUCCAUGGAUGGGCUGCUACAGGAGAACGGCCCAAUCAGCUGGCAGGCUGGCGAAGCAUAUCCUACCCCAAAUGAAUACAGCUGGACCAAUCUGUCUAGCAUACUCUGGGUCGACCAGCCUGUGGGAACUGGGUACUCCGUCGGUACCCCCGACGUUACGAACGAAGAUGAAGUUGCUGCGCAGCUCGUUGGUUUCUUCCAACAAUUCCUCGAAGUCUUCUCUGAGCUCAAGGGGAAGAACUUUUACUUAAGUGGGGAGAGUUAUGCCGGGAUGUAUGUUCCCUGUGAGUUCCCGUAG